Messenger RNA from Caenorhabditis bovis, 1620 nucleotides. The record is from the annotation of a GenBank genome assembly. NCBI's taxonomy places the organism in Eukaryota, Metazoa, Nematoda, Chromadorea, Rhabditida, Rhabditidae.
AUGCGAAUCGUACUGAUUGGCUUGCUCCUUGCAAGCGCUGUAACUUGCGAUCUGUUCACAGCGAUCGCUGACCUCCAGCAUAUGCUUGGUGCUGAAAAAGAUGUCACCCGAAUCAUCGAUCAAUAUAUUCUUGCUGAAAAAGAGCGACUUGAUGAUUUGAGACGUUUCGCAUCGGAUUAUGUUAAUCGUAAUGCACAUGCUGAGGAAGUUGGACCGGAGUUUGUCACGAAUCCGAUCAACGCUUAUCUUCUCAUUAAGCGAUUGACGACGGAAUGGAAGAAGGUCGAAAACAUUAUGAUGAACAACAGGGCGGAUACGUUCAUCAAGAAUAUUACCGAGAAUCGCGUCCGAAGUCAAGUCAAGUUCCCUGGACAGGAGGACUUGAGCGGAGCGGCUGUUGCACUUUUGAGACUACAAGACACUUACAAAUUGGACACCCAUGACUUGGCGAAUGGUAUCAUUGGCGGCGAGAAGGUCUCGCAUAAGCUCUCCGGCCAUGACAUCUUCGAGGUCGGACGUGCCGCUUAUAAUCAAAAGGACUACUAUCACACUCUUAUGUGGAUGCAAGAGGCGUUGAACAAAAUUGAGAAUGAGAAUCCGCCGACGGUUGAGGAGUCUGAAAUUCUUGAAUAUCUCGCUUACGCGCUCUACCAGCAAGGCAACGUUCGACGAGCUUUGGCGUUGACGAAGAGACUUGCAAAGAUUGCUCCAAAUCAUCCGAGAGCCAAGGGAAAUGUGAAAUGGUACGAAGAUAUGCUCCAAGGAAAAGACAUGCAAGGAGAAUUGCCACCAAUCGUGAAUAAGCGCGUUGAAUUCGAUGGAAUUGUUGAGCGCGAUGCUUAUGAAGCGUUGUGUCGAGGAGAAAUUCCGCCAAUGGAGCCAAAUAUGGCGCGCAAACUCAAGUGCUACUUGAAGAGAGACCGCCCAUUCUUGAAACUUGCGCCAAUCAAGGUCGAAAUUCUUCGCUACGAUCCAAUUGCCGUGCUUUUCAAGGAUGUCAUCUCCGAUUCGGAAAUCGAAGUUGUCAAGGAGCUCGCCUCACCAAAGUUGAAACGCGCCACCGUGCAAAACUCGAAGACCGGAGAGCUCGAGCACGCCACCUACAGAAUCUCCAAGAGUGCUUGGCUCAAGGGAGAGGAAAGCGAGGUGGUUGCACGAAUCAAUAGAAGGAUUGAGGAUUUUACUAGCUUGAAUCAAGCCACCUCCGAGGAGCUUCAGGUAGCAAACUACGGACUUGGUGGACACUACGAUCCACACUUUGAUUUUGCCCGGAAAGAAGAGAAGAACGCGUUCAAGACGCUUAACACCGGCAAUCGAAUCGCCACCGUUCUGUUCUAUAUGAGCCAACCUGAGAAAGGCGGAGCGACUGUUUUCAACCAUCUUGGCACUGCUGUCUUCCCAACGAAAAACGAUGCUCUCUUCUGGUACAAUUUGAGGAGAAGCGGAGAAGGUGACUUGAGAACUCGUCACGCUGCCUGCCCAGUUCUUCUUGGAGUCAAAUGGGUUGCUAACAAAUGGAUUCACGAACGCGGUCAAGAAUUCACAAGACCAUGCGGAUUAGAUGAAGAUGUGCAAGAAAACUUCAUCGGAGAUCUUUCGCCAUUCAAAAACGAUCCAUAA